AUGGCGCUCCAGGCCGCAUACCAGCAGUUCCUCGCCGCGCCGAACCAAUCAGCCCUCGCCAGCAACGCCUCGGUCCAUUACAUCACUACCUUGGUCACCCUGAACGGCCCGGCCGCCAUCAUCAAGCACCUCGCUGUCCAGAAGGAUGAUCUCAAGAAGAAGGAAGAGAAGUUUCUGCACGUCGUCGAGUCUACCGAAGCUCUGGCCGCUGAGGUCUCCACCACAAUUGAGUUCGUCGCCGGCGGUGGAUCAUAUCUGCCCGGCCUGGAUGACAACUUCCUCGCGGACCGCGUUGUGACUCUGCCCAUUCUCCACAUAGUCUCCUUCACCCCUGAUGGCAAGAUCCAGCAGAUUCGACAAAGCUGGGACCAGGGCGCUCUCCUCAAGUUGAUCGAUGUGAUCGGCAGGACGGGGCGCAAUUGGCCUAUUCGCGAUGGGUUAGACCAGAUAAAGCUGAUCACAUCAAGCGUCAGUGCUACUGGAAAGGCUGGCUCGCCAAACGGACAGGAGUCCCGAUCAAGAGGCAACUCGAACAAUGUUACUGGCGACCCACACGCAUCCCUUUCUCUCUUCCAGCCUCGUGAAAAGAACCACCAGGAACCUCUACCCCCAGUCAUCGCACCUCGCUCUUCGGCCAAGCCGGCACCUCGCAACUACCAUGACUUGUUCGUAGGACCAGAUUCCGAGGACUCGUCGGCAGGCCAAUCAUCGCGCCCAGAACUCUACCAUGAAUCUUCCAACAAGGCGACCAUUGCACCCAAAGGUGGCGCUGGAAAGAAUUACCAACCAUCUCGUCUCUUUGAUCUCCCGGAUGAAGAGGGUCCUUCACCCAAUAAGAGCGCCAACCCUUCCAAAUACAAACACUUCGAGUUCGCCGAUGGUGGGGAUGAACAGGUCGAGAAGAGAGCUCCUCUCAAGGAGGUCCAGAGCAGCAAGCACUCUAGCCAAUGGAAUUUCGACGACUUCAUCACCCCUCAAAAAAUCGUCCCAUCCAAAGUCCUCCGUACCAACGACGUCCGUCACUGGGGUAACAGCGACGAUGAAGUUGUCGAUAGUCCUAUCAAGAUCAAGAAGGUUGACAAGCCACGAAAAGACGCCGAGACACACUUUGAAUUCCAGGAUGAUGGAACCCCAGAUGCACCUCGUUUGAUCGGCCGGCCACGUGGACCUGGUGGUGCGAAUCCAGCCAUGGGCAUCUACAACAAUAACUUGUUCGAGGAGGAUGACGAGAAUACUACUGGCGUGCCAGUGAUGCCAAGCCUUGCAAAUGUCAAGGAGCGAAGCAAAGACUUCAACCCUCAAUUUACCAUGACCGAUGACUCUCCAGUUGCAAAGUCCGCACCUCACAGAAUCCCAGAGGAUAGAGCCAAGGUACUGAAGAACAUGGAUGCUAACUGGGCCGCCUAUGACCAAUCUCCAAACCAAAAAGAGAACAGCGCGAUGUCCCCCACUGGUUUCCGACCAAACAUGAGCAAAGGCCCUCUGUCCGAAACUACCAAUUCGACCAACAGAUUCGACCAACCCAAGGGCAUUACCAUCGCCGGUGACGGCAUGGGCGGGCGAAAGACGACAUUUGCAGCCGACGAGGCGUCCAAGGGUAUCACUAUUGCCGGCGACGGCAUGGGUGGUCGCAAGGGCGCCGGCAGCAUCCCUCAACGCUCCAAAGGCAUCACCAUCGGCGGUGACGGCAUGGGAGGCAAGAAGGGAGCUGGUCGCCAAUGGGGCUUCGGCGACGAGAGCGAUGGCGAAGAGGCGGGUGGCGUCAACGUACCUACCAAAUACCGAACCGGAAAGACUCAAGGGAAGGCGCAGGAUACCGGUGGUGACUUCUGGGACUUUUAA
Drepanopeziza brunnea f. sp. 'multigermtubi' MB_m1 is the source of this 1842-nucleotide messenger RNA. RefSeq lists its product as uncharacterized. Lineage: Eukaryota; Fungi; Ascomycota; Leotiomycetes; Helotiales; Drepanopezizaceae. The record is from RefSeq and is a predicted model, not a curated record.